AAGGAAUUUCUCUCAAAAGAAAAAAAGAAUGGGAGUACCGCUGUCGCCAGCCUGGCGCCCCGCCGCCUCCCCGUGGCGGAGACAUGGCUCACCUCGUCUCCGCCGCAACCCAUCUCCAUCCCCAAUUCCCCAUCGCGCGCUCUCUGUCUCUCUCUCUCUCUCUCUCUCUCCCAAACCCCGAAGCUGCAAUCUCUCCCUCUAGAGGUAGGGUUAGGGUGAUCCCAUGGCCGGCGCCGGUAUCCAUCCGUUCCACCAGCAGUGGCCUCCCGCGGCGGGUGCGCCGCCUCCGCCCGGGGCCCCGGCCGGCGCCGCUGUCCCGCCGCCUCCCCCUGUGCCCGGCGCCGCCGCCGCCGACGAGGUCCGCACCAUCUUCAUCACGGGGCUCCCCGUCGACGUCAAGGAGCGGGAGCUGCACAACCUGCUGCGCUGGCUCCCGGGCUUCGAGGCCUCCCAGAUCAACUUCAAGGGCGACCAGCCCAUGGGCUUCGCGCUCUUCUCCUCCGCGCACCACGCCGUCGCCGCCAAGGCCGCGCUCCAGGAUCUGGUGUUCGACGCGGAGUCCAAGGCCGCGCUGCACACCGAGAUGGCCAAGAAGAACCUCUUCGUCAAGAGAGGUGUGGGAGCUGAUGCAAAUGCUGUGGACCAAAGUAAACGCUUGCGAACUGGUGGAGACUAUACUCAUUGUCCUUACGCUCCUCCAUUUCAUCCACCCCCACCAGCUGUUUCCAUGUGGGGAACCGCAGGUUAUAUUGCAGCUCCGCCUCCUUACAACCCCUAUGCUGCCUAUCCAGUGCCCCCGGUAGCCAUGACUUCACCUUCUCCUGUACCAGGUCCAACUGCAUAUGCUCCUGUCCAGAACACAAAAGAUAAUCCUCCAUGCAACACCCUUUUUAUUGGUAAUCUCGGUGAAACUGUAGUCGAAGAGGAAUUGCGAAGUCUCUUCAGUGUGCAGCCUGGUUACAAACAAAUGAAACUAUUACGCCAAGACAGGAACACUGUUUGUUUUAUUGAAUUUGAGGAUGUGAAUGCUGCUACAGCUGUACACCAUACUUUGCAGGGUGCUGUUAUUCCUAGUUCUGGUCGUGGUGGAAUGCGAAUUCAAUUUUCGAAGAAUCCCUUUGGGCGAAGGAAGGAUUCAGCUGGGGGCCUUGCAGGCAUUCUGAAUGGAGCUCCUGCAAAUUGAUUGCUGCCUGAGGGGAUGUAUCUUGAACUUUAGCAUGCCAUCAUGGAUUUCAUACUACAUCCUAUUUAUUAUCUGCAUGUUUCUGCUAAAUGCUCUGUUUCUCAUGUGUGACAUUAUCAUCUUCAUUUGGUGGAGUUUCUGGGACAUGAUCAUCAUCUUCAUUAAGUGGAGUUUCUGGGACAUGAUCAUCAUCUGGUAGACAUUGCAUUGUCACCAAUACCAUCGUUGCUGGUGUUUGUCUUUAUACUUGUAGUUAGAGAAGGCCAUCCUGAAUAUCUCCUAGGUGUGUGCAUUUGGCAUUUAUCAUUGAUAUUCUGUAGUAUUAUGCAGUUCCCUGUACACAGUUGAAAUAUUUCAUGUGUCCAUGUCAUUGUCACUUUGCAAUCUGGACAUGUUGUAAUAGUUAAAGUUUCUUUGCUGGCUUACUAACAAUUUGGGAAGCUGGGAUGACUCAUACCAUCAUGUCAUGGCAUGUUCAUGAGGGAAGGACAGUUGAUAGACAUGACAUGGCAUACUCAUUCCAUGAAUUCUGGAGCAUUGCCUUAAUCCCCACGAAGCAUGCAACCAUCCAUUGUCGAUUAACUACGUUAAUUUGUUUAGCAUUGUUUUCCCUCCAGGCUAAGAGAGGCUAACAGUGACCAUAAAAAUUGAAAAUUGGUGCCAGUCUUCUCAUUUUUUCGCAGCAGAUGGUGGAAUGACUAAGUGUGGCUGCGGUUCUUUUGGUAAGAGAAGCUUAGUGAUGCUGACGAGAGGUAAGCGAAUGUGUGGAGGUUCUGCAAAGAAUGUUUUCAAGCUUUGACCUGGCCAUGAGUCAGCUGAUGGCGUUUCAUGACCUGACCCUGCAGCUUCACUCUAGCUAGUAGUUCUACUGUAUUAGCUUAAUUACAUUUCUAACUUAAUUGUUCGUUUGAAUCAUUAGCAAAUGUGAGAGGAUACAGAUACAGAUAGAUUUUAAAUGAACUAAAUCUUCUAAUUUGGAUUAAGUUCCAAAUUAUAAGGUUUCAGGCUUUGACCUGGCCAUGAAUCA
Molecule: messenger RNA, 2210 nt
Organism: Phragmites australis (common reed)
Lineage: Eukaryota; Viridiplantae; Streptophyta; Magnoliopsida; Poales; Poaceae
Exons: 8
Coding region: 224-1183 (319 amino acids)
Molecular function (GO): mRNA binding
Source: RefSeq, a predicted model, not a curated record